This is a messenger RNA of Candidula unifasciata, 170 nucleotides long. The record is from the annotation of a GenBank genome assembly. Lineage: Eukaryota; Metazoa; Mollusca; Gastropoda; Stylommatophora; Geomitridae.
AUGGAGUGGCUGAAGCAAAAGCCACUUGUCGGCUUUGGGUUCGUCUGGUCAGCCUGGACAAUGCUUCACAACGCCGUGACCAUCAGACUCAACAGAAUGACCCAGACGGCUUUUCUAUCUCCACUGCUGACGUUCUUUGUGGAUGCCUUAGCCAACAUCCUGGCCACUGA